AUGGAUAACUUCUCACCGGAGAGUCGAGCUGCGGUGCAAGAGGCAUUCAAUGCAUUGCGCGGGUCGAUUGGCAAGGCGCUUGACACUGAGCUUGAAAAGAGGAAACAGAGGGACUUGGAGCGGAACGAGUCGUUGCGGGAAGAGUUGGACAUUUUGAGGUCUCGCUCUGAGUACAUUGAUCGGCUGGAGCAAGAUAACUCGUCGCUCAGAAACAAAUUGCUGCGAUUCCACCAUCAGAACCGCGACACCGAAUCGCCAAGAAGUACACCUCGUCCCAACGUUUCUGUACAGGACAAAGCUACAAACACAGAUCCUACACCAGUUGAAUCAUCCGAUAAGGAGAAUGACGUGGAGCGGGUUCUACACGAGAGCCACAAAGUUCUCAGGAGGUACAACGCCUUAAACAAGAACUUCAAGCUGUUGAAGGCAGAGUACCAGAAGCAGAAGGAUCUGAUCAAGCAAUGGGGCGAAUACUCAACAUCCUUGGAGGCUAAGAUCAAAAGAAUCGAGGACAGGCAUGGACAGUCAAUCGACCCUACACCUGCAUUUGAAUCCGCAUCGGAGCCGAGCAGGCCUCGUGCGGCUGCAACCCCAAGCUUCACCGCAGAUUCUGGUGCGGAACCUGAUCAAGCAAAUGGAGCUGUGGAACCUCAGUUGGCUGCACAGCCUGAUCCUCCAGCAGAUCCACCCCGAGACGAAGGAAAUCUGCCCUCAGGACACACGAGCGAUAGAGAAACGACAGAGAGCGGUAAAGACGCCGAUGAGCAGACUCUCCCUCCCUUGAGGCAAGAUUUCAAUGUCACGACAGAGGUUCUCGUCAAGUCCGAGCCCUCUUCCGAUGGCCCUAUUUUUGUCUCGGAGCGCUCAGUUGGGAAGAGAAAGCGUGCGGACGACCAGGUCACUGAUCAAACCACGCGGACCAGAAUCAAAAUCGAAAGUUCCGGGCUUUCUAACAGCUUGCCUUCCACCCAGAUCCAGGAAAGUAUGGAUUUGGACGAACUUGGACCGAGGGUCACAACGCCGAGGAGGAAGAGAUAUGCGGAUCUCGAUCGAGAUAAGAGCUUCAACUCGGUCACCGUCAGGCCGGAUAACGUCAGCACGCCGGCUGCAAAACCUCUUCAGAACUCUGCGGUCUUAACGCCAGUCAACCCUAAUGUGAUGCCCGUGCAUCCGCAAGAGAAGAAGGCUGUCGAGAACCCCACCAGGAAAGGACUCACUCAAGGCAUAAGAAGCCUUGCCGAGGACGGCAUUACUUACAAGAAGACUGGUCGCGAAGAGCCAGCAGGUGGGAACUUUCGCACGCCACAGCCCGCCGGUCGUUUGAGUACCCUCUUAAAUACGGCGCCAUCAGAAGAGACGCCAACCAUAACGCGGUCGGCGCCUCGACUUCGUGGCAAUGAUCCAGAGGAUGACGAUAGCCUUCGUUUUCCUGACCGGAGGCAGUUGCCUUUCAACAAAGAGCGACGAGACAAGCCAAAGGGGAGCGCUUUCAGUCGGAAGAGCACUGAAGACGCCGCAGAACCAAGUCCAACGCGUGGUUCGUCUAAGAACCGAGCCACAGUUGAGACUCCGCUGACGUCGUCAAAGACAGGUCUUCGGUCCAAACCCGUAGCCGAUCUGCGCAUGAGCGACUUCAAAGUCAAUCCAAAAUUCAACGGCGGCGCUGAUUACGCAUACUCGGAGGUGGUCAGGGGCAAUGACAGGUCUUGCCUGCCAGGCUGCACCGACAUGAAUUGCUGCGGGCCGCACUUUCGGGCAAUGGCCCUCGCCCAGAAGAACAGCGCCGAUCGCACCACAGCAUCAGACAACAAACUGUUCGAAGACUUUCUGGGAGAUAGAAUCAGUACCGUCUGGGGAAUGUCGAAGCCGGAGAAGGAAAAUCUCUGGGUGGAAGCCAAGACAUGGCAGCUAGCCAAUGAGUUGGGCAAGCAUCGUCAUCGGUAUGCUCGGCGAGCGUCUCCUGAAGGAUUUUGGAACGUGGACUUUCCCAACACUCAGGAGGUACAGGCCGAGAAGGCAGAGUUUGAAAAGCGAGAAAAGCAAAUGAUUCAAGAAAGAUAUCGGGAAGCGAUGAGAGGAGGUGGACGGUGGGUUUUCAAGGAUGAAUGA
Molecule: messenger RNA, 2109 nt
Organism: Colletotrichum gloeosporioides
Lineage: Eukaryota; Fungi; Ascomycota; Sordariomycetes; Glomerellales; Glomerellaceae
Exons: 2
Coding region: 1-2109 (702 amino acids)
Biological process (GO): double-strand break repair via homologous recombination; DNA double-strand break processing involved in repair via single-strand annealing
Cellular component (GO): site of double-strand break
Molecular function (GO): Y-form DNA binding; double-strand/single-strand DNA junction binding; single-stranded DNA binding
Source: RefSeq, a predicted model, not a curated record